Belonocnema kinseyi is the source of this 1428-nucleotide messenger RNA. RefSeq lists its product as uncharacterized. The record is from RefSeq and is a predicted model, not a curated record. The transcript is spliced from 3 exons. The coding region runs from base 1 to 1428 and encodes 475 amino acids. NCBI's taxonomy places the organism in Eukaryota, Metazoa, Arthropoda, Insecta, Hymenoptera, Cynipidae.
AUGUCAGCUGCCACUUCACCCCCAACGAGAGUAUCUUUGACUUCCAGGAAAAACUGGACCUUCUCGAUGACUUCAUCUGAGAGGAAGAGGGAAUGGUUCGAGGGUAUUCCAACAGAGGCGUUAAGAGCAGUGGCACGCAUCUACCCGAAACUGCUCCUAAACACCUACAAUGCUUGUCUGAAGAAAGGCAUCUUCCCCAAGCAGUGCAGCACGCAACAACUAGUGCUCAUUAGCAAAGGCAAGGGUGACCCAACAUUACCGGGAGCAUAUCGCCCCCUGUGCAUGCUAGACACUGCGGCAAAACUGCUAAAGAAGCUGCUAAGGCCCCACUUGGAAGCGGUUAUUUGGGAGGGCGGAGAUCUGUCUUCCAGACGGUAUGAUUUCAAAAGAGAACGCUCGACUGUCCAUGCAGUCCUAGAGAUCACGCAGACAAUCAACCUAGCACAAAGUGGAAAUGACUAUUCCAAGAAGGUCGUCCUCCUGGCGACGUUAGAUGUGCAUAAUGCUUUUGACACUGCCAGGUGGAUAGACAUGAUUGAAGCCCUCAAGAAAUUUAAGAUAGAGUGCUACCUGAAGGAGAAAGUUCUCGUAUACGCUGACGACAUCAUGGCACUUAUUACCGCGCGCAAGAUGGAUAAAAUUCAGUGGAAACUAAAUCAGGUCAUGCACCUAGUGGAUAGGAGGGUGGAUAGCCAUGGUCUUAGCCUAGCAAUAGAAAAGACUGAGUUGGUGCUUGCUACCAGAAAGAUGAUUCCCACCAUCAUAGAGAUGAAGGCAGGCAUGGAAAUCAUCCAGACGAAUCGGGUGUUAAAGCACCUUGUGGUAAUGUUGGAUACCAAGCUCACCUUCUGGGAACAUAUUAGGAAAGCUUCUGAAAAAGCAGCAACAGUGACGACAGCACUAAGCAGGCUCAUGGCAUCAGUACAACUGAGGGGUGGACUGAGAGUUGCGUGCUCUUAUUGCACUGUUUUGGAGCUCGCAGCGCUCGUAAUCGCGGGAAUAAUACCAAUUGACCUGCUAGCCUUGGAAAAGAAGUCUAUAUUUGAGGCAAUUCUAGAAAAAGAGAGAGAAACAGCUCAGACAGAGGCUAGAGCGAACUCGCAACAAUGCUGGCAAAGACGGUGGGAGAAUGACCAUCGAGGGCAUGGAUACUUUCAGGCCUACCUAUGCACGAUCAAAAAGGUUCAGAGUUCGAGGUGUGCCUACUGCGAAGCCAAGCGCGACGACGUAGAGCACACUUUCGUUGACUGUGAACGGUGGAUCGUGCACAGAGAUAGAUUAGAAAAAGAGACAGGACGCCUGACAAAAGAGAACGUGAUGGCAGAGAUUCUGCGAAUCGAGGAGAUCUGGGAUGCGGUAGCCAACUAUGUCGAAUCCAUCCUGCGGCAGAAGAAGAUUGAAAUGAAUGGGGCGGAACAUCAGCCCUAA